CCGAUGACUAAUUGAAAAACAAUCAGAGAGAUACAGGAGCCACAAACAACUGCGAACAUCAACAUGAACUUUGGUUUCCUCUUCACCACUGCAAUUCUUGUUUUGAGAUUAGUUAGAGGAUGUAUAGAUGUCCAACAGCCAAAGACGCUCAUGAGAAGAAAAGAGCGACAUUCUGUCUCCAUUCCCUGCUCUGUCAAUAUAUCCAGCUGUCAACUCACACCUCAACACAAACAACUCACACUUGAAAUCUCUUGGUAUGUGUUCCGGAAAGACUUUCACUACCAGAUUGAUUUGUCAAACCAGCAACUAAAGUACAAACUGGAGCAUCAUGAUCUGAAAAUCAGCUCUUUGUCAAAAGCUGACUGUGGGGUGUAUUACUGUGCAGCAGCUCUGCUGGAAGUGACUCACAGUGGGGCGCAGGCAAUCGGACAGGGAACCACUUUGAAAGUGUCAGAGAGGGGCUUAAACUUCCCUCAAACACUGCUUUUGACCCUGCUUGUCCUGCUGAGUGUCUACAGCCUCCUCGUCCUGGGCAUCCUCAUCUCCAUUAAGACUGGACAAUUCAACUCUGUUGUUAAAAGAAGAUGGAGUAAAACUAAUAAAAAGGAGGACUCUGCUAGCCAAGUGAUUUUCAGUGGAGUGGUGCAAGAACUGUGCAAGAGGAACUUAAGUGGUGACAAAUUUCAGGCACACUACAAAGUUUCCCAAGACAAGUCUAAAGGUCUUCAAAAUAUGAACCAUUGUGAAGAUAUAUACCAAAAUCUUGAUGAGUAAAAGAAAAAGAAAACAAAUGCCCUAAUCCCUGCAUGUCCUGCUGAUCCUGAUCUAAAACAUGCAGCUUCCUGCAAACCUGCAAGCUACCAUUUUGGGAGGCCCCGAAUUGUGAUGUUUUGAUGGCCUUCUUCAUGUUUUGCAUUUAAUGUGAGCUCUCUUGCUAUGUCAAUUACACUGUGAACUGUUUUAUUGUAGGCUAUACUAAAGUGACUAAGCAAGACAGGUGAAUUGAGUCAAUUUAAGUAUUAAAAACAUUUAUAUUUCAAGUUUUCUGGAAUGUUGUUUAAAUCUGCAAAUGAGGCAUUAUCUUUAAAUAUGCACUAGGCUUAAUAUUCAUGUUUUAUUUGGUUGGCAUUGGAGUUAAGGUUUUUACUGUGUGUAUAUUUUUUUAUCACGCAAUAAAUGAGAAAAUACACA
This is a messenger RNA of Pimephales promelas (fathead minnow), 1191 nucleotides long. RefSeq lists its product as uncharacterized. The record is from RefSeq and is a predicted model, not a curated record. NCBI's taxonomy places the organism in Eukaryota, Metazoa, Chordata, Actinopteri, Cypriniformes, Leuciscidae.